This is a messenger RNA of Acytostelium subglobosum LB1, 1227 nucleotides long. RefSeq lists its product as hypothetical. Bases 1 to 1227 code for a protein of 408 amino acids. The record is from RefSeq and is a predicted model, not a curated record. Gene Ontology annotation, biological process: regulation of cyclin-dependent protein serine/threonine kinase activity. NCBI's taxonomy places the organism in Eukaryota, Evosea, Eumycetozoa, Acytosteliales, Acytosteliaceae. Gene Ontology annotation, cellular component: cyclin-dependent protein kinase holoenzyme complex; nucleus. The transcript is spliced from 3 exons. Gene Ontology annotation, molecular function: cyclin-dependent protein serine/threonine kinase regulator activity; protein kinase binding.
AUGAAUUCAAUCUACCCGCCACAUGACAACUAUGUGUACUACUGUGAGAGGAACAAGAUCCAGAACCCAUCCUACUAUCACCAGGUUGCUCAACAAUUUCCUCCUGGAGCAAUCCAGCAACAACAUAUUAUCCAGCAACAGCAACAACAAUCAUCCCAACAACAACAAUCACAACAAGCAUACUAUAAUCCAUCAAACACGGCCACAACAACUUCUGCUAUAAAGCCACAGUAUACCUACCAAACAUCAUCAUACCAACCAAACCCGAUUACUUCGCAGCCACCUCUGCAGACAAUCAAAUACCAACAAACAUAUCCACUCUACAAUCCCUACCAAUAUUCGGACAGUGCCGCUGGAGCUGUUGGAGCGGCCGCCUCCGCCGCCAGCUCUGCCUCGGCCUCCGAUGCCAGCAAUCAAGAGUCAAGUAGGCAUCACCUCUACAAGGCCAACCACAGCAAUGCUCCAAGCCAACACCAGCCGAUUUCCACGGCCACCCACUUGAAGCAACUGGCGCCAAUCAAAGAGAGUGUGAUUGACAUCAACUCUGACAACAUCUUCAACAACCAUGUAUCUGCCCCAGUCAAGAAGACCACCAACAUGGCCGCCGGAAGCAGUGGUUCGGCGGCUGGUGCCAAGAAGCCUGGGGAGCAUCCAAAGUCCGUGUCCUUGGAGAGCUGGAACUUCAACGGAGAAAGCACGUCCAAGAUCUACGCCGCGCUAAACCGACGUGCCGACUUCCACAAGAGCUCCGCAUCCAGCCGCAUCAUCUUUGUCAAGAAGGUGUUCAACUGGCUGGCGGCUCACGACCCGGACUACCUAAAGAGCAACAAGACCGAGGAGCUAGUGUCAGCCAUCAGUGACAUCAUCAACAUGAUCAUCAGUUUGAUCGAGUUGCACCGUGCCCCUUCCUUUGUACUAUACUUAAUCAUACUCGCCUCUGACCGAUUCGUCGCCAGAACCGGUAUCAAUCAUCAUCAAAUAUUUAACUUAUUGUUGACAAGCUCCAUUGUCAACCUCAAGUUCUGGAACGAAAGCUUGUAUAUCCAGAACAAAACCAUUGCAGACAUCUUUUCCUUCAAUGUAAAAGACCUGAACACAAUGGAGAGAAGGUUCCUGUACGGUCUUGAUUACAACCUCUGCGUCAGCGAGGAGCAACUUCGUAAAUAUAUCGAGCAGAUCAAGUGCCAGAAUAUCUCCAGCAUGUUCGAUGCCAACGAUAAAAAGUAG